Molecule: messenger RNA, 369 nt
Organism: Mycotypha africana
Lineage: Eukaryota; Fungi; Mucoromycota; Mucoromycetes; Mucorales; Mycotyphaceae
Product: acyl-CoA-binding protein
Exons: 4
Coding region: 28-285 (85 amino acids)
Biological process (GO): fatty acid metabolic process
Molecular function (GO): long-chain fatty acyl-CoA binding
Source: RefSeq, a predicted model, not a curated record
AUUUUUUGCCCACCUGUUACGUAUACUAUGCCUUCUCCUGCCUUUGAACAAGCCGCUGCUGAAGUAAAGAAUUUGUCAAGCAAGCCCUCAGAUGACGUCCUCUUGAAGUUGUAUGCUUUGUUCAAGCAAGCCACUGUCGGUGAUAACAACACGUCCAAGCCUACAUUUGAUCUCAGGGGCCGUGCCAAGUGGAACGCUUGGGAAGAACUCAAGGGUAAACUUCCCGCUGAAGCCGAAAUUGAAUACAUUAAUCUCGUCAACGAACUCAAGGCUCAACACGCUUAAACCCCCUUUGGUUAUCUUUUUUUUUUUUUUUUUUAUUGUCCAAUACCCUUUUUCAUUGUUAUAAAAAAAAAAUUGAUUCCACCU